AUGGAUUCCUUGGCAGGGACCGCCGGAAGCCGUGCUCUCCUGGCAGACGGAAGUGGUGCCAGUCUGUCUGCCAGUGCAGAUCCGGGCUCUAGCAAUCUCCAAUUUAAUUCGCCUCUGCGCCUUCUUUUGCCUCCCUCUUCACUGCAGCUAUCACUUCACCACCACCACCACCACCUACCUCCCUUCUGCAGUCGUCCCUUUGUUCGAUCUCGCUUGCACAGCUUGGCUUUGUUGUUGCAAGCAAGCAGAAUGAACUCCACCGCCGUUCUGACGCCAAUGGCGCAGGACACGUACUGGGGCUCCUUCGAGGAGAUCUCCAAGUACAACGUCUCACUCAACUACUUCGAGAAGAUGUGGCUGGCCUGGUACACAUGGAUGGGCAACGAUGUCUUGGCUACCGGCAUCAUGUCCUUUGUGAUCCAUGAAGUCCUCUACUUUGGGCGAGCGCUGCCAUGGAUGAUUAUCGACUGCCUGCCUAUGUUUAGGAAGUACAAGAUCCAGCAGGACAAGAUCCCCACCGCCUGGGAGCAAACACAGUGCGCGCUUCUCGUCCUCCUUUCUCACUUCACCGUCGAGCUUCCUCAGAUCUGGCUGUUCCACCCUAUGUGCCAGUACUUCGGCCUCGAGACCAGCGUUCCGUUUCCUCCCCUGUAUAAGAUGGCCUACCAGAUCGCCAUCUUCUUCGUCAUGGAGGAUGCGUGGCACUACUGGGCCCACCGUCUGAUGCACGCAAGCUCCUUCCUCUACAAGAACAUCCACAAGAUCCACCACCAAUACUCGGCUCCCUUCGGUCUGGCUGCUGAGUACGCCUCCCCCAUCGAAGUCAUGGUUCUCGGUUUCGGUACUGUUGGAUGCCCCAUCGUCUGGUGCGCAAUCACAAAGGACCUCCACAUCCUCACCAUGUACUCCUGGAUCGUCCUCCGCGUGUUCCAGGCCGUCGAUGCGCACAGCGGCUACGAGUUCCCCUGGAGCCUGCACCACUUCCUUCCAUUCUGGGCUGGCGCUGAGCACCACGACGUUCACCACGAGAAGUUUAUUGGCAACUACGCCAGCAGCUUCAGAUGGUGGGACUUCUGCCUUGACACCGAGGCCGGUGCCGAGGCCGCCAAGGCGAGGAGAGAGAAGAAGUUGGCCAAGGCCAAGGCGCAAGCCAGAAAGGCUCAGUAA
Molecule: messenger RNA, 1167 nt
Organism: Ascochyta rabiei
Lineage: Eukaryota; Fungi; Ascomycota; Dothideomycetes; Pleosporales; Didymellaceae
Product: 4-alpha-methylsterol monooxygenase
Exons: 3
Coding region: 1-1167 (388 amino acids)
Biological process (GO): ergosterol biosynthetic process
Molecular function (GO): C-4 methylsterol oxidase activity; iron ion binding
Source: RefSeq, a predicted model, not a curated record